AUGUCCCUGCUUUCAAUCGUCAGUCUGAGUGUAUCGUUCCAAGUAGUGAAAUUGAUUGAGAGGUGCUUACGGCAGAUUUUUGUCGAUAUCUGGGAAACAAUGCGCUUACUAGGCCAGGGAUCGCUCGAUGACUUGAAAGCAGACCCAGCACUAUGGGACGAAGAGAAACUCCUGUUCUCAUUAAAAGACCUACUUCCAAUUAGGACAUCAGACACGCACCAAAGUUCUUUCGUACAACUGGUUCAAAGCUCAACAUCACAAGAAUACACCUAUGCAAUCAACCCGGUACCUGCCCUUAGUAUUUUCUUGCCCUCUAUACCAUAG
Messenger RNA from Truncatella angustata, 324 nucleotides. RefSeq lists its product as uncharacterized. Lineage: Eukaryota; Fungi; Ascomycota; Sordariomycetes; Amphisphaeriales; Sporocadaceae. Bases 1 to 324 code for a protein of 107 amino acids. The record is from RefSeq and is a predicted model, not a curated record. The transcript is spliced from 3 exons.